Moesziomyces antarcticus is the source of this 1260-nucleotide messenger RNA. RefSeq lists its product as uncharacterized. Gene Ontology annotation, biological process: mRNA splicing, via spliceosome. NCBI's taxonomy places the organism in Eukaryota, Fungi, Basidiomycota, Ustilaginomycetes, Ustilaginales, Ustilaginaceae. Bases 1 to 1260 code for a protein of 419 amino acids. Gene Ontology annotation, cellular component: nucleus. The record is from RefSeq and is a predicted model, not a curated record. The transcript has a single exon.
AUGGACCAAGACGCAUUCCGGCAGCUCAUUUCGAGCGCGUCGUCGUCGUCCGGCUCGACAUCGCAGCGCUCAUUCGGCAAAACCGCCAAGCGUGCCGCGCCUUCUUCGAGCACCAAGCCGGCGGACCUGUCCAAGCCCAAGCCUUCUCGCUCGGGUGCUGCCUAUGUAGACCGCGCGGCUGCGCGGCGGUCCGGCACGCUCGCCCGCGAGUUCUCGGACGUCGAAGCGCUGCAGCGCGACUUUGAGGCACGCAUCGCCGCCGCCACGAGCCAAGAGGAGCGGCAGGUGCUCCGAGAUCAGCUCAGCAGCGUCGGUGGCGACGCGCGCUACUCGGUGCUCGUCAAGGGCCUCGACUAUGCGCUUCUCGCACAGAACAAGGCGAAGCUCGACCAAGAUGCCGACGCAACUGGCCAGGACGACGAUCUCGAACAGGCCUUCCAUGCCGAAAAGCCCAAGCGCAGCAGAGACGAUAUCAUGAACGCCAUCAAGAAGAGGCGCGCAGGGGUGAUGGGCGACGACAAGAGCACGGCCGGCACACGGAUGGGUACUGGGUUCCGCCCGAUCGGCAAGGCCAGCGAGGACGAGGUGGCGGCAGAGUACAAAUGGAAGAACGGCAAACGCAUGCGCAAGAAGGUGCGGCCCGCGCCGGAGCCCGCCUUGGUGCCGGAGCAGAGUGCGGCGUCAGAAGCAAACCCGAGUGCCGCGGUCAAAGCAAAACCGGCAGUCCCAGCGUCGCCGCCGCGCCAAGCAGCGCCAGCACUACCGCCGAGUCCACCACGGCAGCCAUCGCCCGAUCCUCCUGCAUCUCCGGCUGAAAAGGCGCAACCUAUGCCUGAGCAAGGGCCCGACGCGGAGAGCGACGAUGACGGUGACGACGACAUCUUUGCCGACGUGGGCGGAUGGACGGGUAUCGCCGAUGUCGAUGACACGCCCAAUCCGGUGCAAAGUGAAGAGCCUGCGCUCAACGACACUGUCCCUUUGGAGGCGACCGAGUCGGAGCUUUUCCAACCCGCCGAGACUACUGCGAAGGUGUCUGCUGCGGAAACGCCGCUCCUUGUGCGGGAAUCUUCACCCGCUUCAGCCGCGGAUCCACAGCCGCAACCGCAACCGAAGCCACUGCCUCCUCCGCCACCGCAGCACGAGGCGGAGCCGAAGCAGGAGCAGCCGGACGCGCCACCACCUUCAACGGCGCGUCCACGCUCCAAGUGGGAUGCGCUCGACGACGCACCGCGCAAAAAGAAGCGCAAGUCCAAAGCCUAG